AAUUUCGGAUCGAUCGUCACUAGUAUUAUUGUAAUCUGUCAGUUCGAUCAGUGAUCUUCAAACAAUUUACGAGUAUAUUAUCAUACAUCAAAUAAACUUAUCCACACAAUGGCGGCCAAAGUCUUAAUCAUUGCCUGUUUGGCCGUUCAAGCCAACAUCAUUGCUGGAUUAGAUUGCUCACCUUCAUAUUCGUCCGGAUAUGAACAGAAGGAAUAUUCUCCACCAUCGCAUUCAUCUUCUUCAUACUCAGCUCCGUCAUAUGGCCCCAAGCCUCAGUCAUAUUCUGCUCCACAAGCAUACUCUUCUCCUUCUUCAUACUCAGCUCCAUCAUAUUCUUCUCCAGCAUAUGGUAAAUCACAAGCUUACUCUUCUCCCUCUUCAUACUCAGCACCAUCACACUCUGCUCCAUCAUACUCAGCACAAUCACACUCUGCUCCAUCAUACUCUGCCCCAGCCUACAAGCCAGCUUACUCUGCGCCAGCAUACACUGCACCCGCACACUCUGCACCAGCUUACUCUGCACCAGCCUACGCAGCACCAGCAUAUUCUGCCCCAGCCUACAAGCCAGCUUACUCCGCACCAUCAUACUCUGCACCAGCUUACUCUGCACCCGCACACUCUGCCCCAUCUCACUCUGCUCCAGCCUAUGGUAAGCAAUCAUCUUACUCUGCUCCGUCUGCGGCCUAUGAACAACCAAAGUACCCUGUAUCCCAAUACUCAGCUCCUUCAUACGAAGCUAAGCCACAAUCAUAUUCAGCUCCCACUCCAUCAUACAACAAACAACCGUACCAAUCCUCAUCGGCCUACCCGUCUUACCCAAGCCAAAAAGCUCAUGCUGAAGAGUCUUACGCACCAAGACCGUAUAAAUUUGAAUACAGCGUAAAUGACGAACAUACAUAUGACAUCAAAAGCCAAAAGGAAGAAAGUGACGGACAUCAAGUAAAAGGAUACUACACUUUGUUGGAAGCUGAUGGUUCCCGUAGAACUGUCGAGUACACCGCAGAUGAAAAUGGAUUCAACGCUGACGUGAAAAAAGAAGAAGCUCAAGGUUACAACAAAGCAGCUCCAGCUUACAACAAGGACUCCCAAGCAUAUAAAUCUGCACCAGCUGCUUACAGCGCACCCUCAUACAACAAACAAGAAUCGUCAUAUGGUGCACAACCUUCUUAUAACGCACCUGCGUACAACAAACAAGAAUCGUCAUACGGUGCUCCAGCCAAACAAUCUCAAGAAUACGAAGCACCAUCGUACACCGAAAACCGCGUGGCCGACGUAAUAUUGUCCCAUCUGACGAAGUGCUGUGAACUGGUCCGAACACGAGAAACAGAACAUACCAUGGCGUUCACUAUUUUUGCAGUCUCGGCAUGUUUAUUAUUGUCCGUCGCCAACGUCACCCCCAUUUCCGUACCAUCGUACCCAUCGCCAUCGAGCUCGUCGGCUCCAUCAUACUCCCCAGCUCCAGCAUACUCGCCAGCUCCAUCAUACAGUUCAGCUCCGUCAUACAGCCCCGCUCCAGCCUACAAGCCAGCUCCGUCGUAUAGCACAGCUACAGCCUACAAACCAGCCCCAGCAUACAAGCCAGCCCCAGCAUACAAACCAGCGCCGUCUUACUCCUCACCGUCUUACUCUGCACCAUCUUACUCUGCACCAUCUUACUCUGCACCAUCUUACUCUGCACCGUCAUACUCUGCACCGUCAUACUCUGCACCAUCUUACUCCGCACCGUCUUACUCUGCUCCGUCAUACUCAGCACCAGCACCGUACAAAUCGCAAGAACCCGAGUACCCAGCCAAGCCAUACAGCUUUGACUACUCUGUCAACGACUACCAAACUGGAGAUGUCAAAAGCCAAGCCGAAUACAGUGACGGCAAGAACGUGAAAGGUUACUACAGCCUAAUCGAGGCCGACGGAACCAAAAGGAUCGUCGAAUACACCGCUGACGAAUACGGUUUCAACGCUGUCGUCAAGAAGGAAGGCACCCCAUCGUACGCCCCAGCCGCUCCGGCUUACAAGGCCCCAGCGUACCCAGCAGCCCCGGCUUACCCAGCAGCUCCAGCUUACUCUGCGGCCCCAGCUUACCCAGUAGCCCCAGCUUACCCAGCGGCCCCCUCUUACCCUACCCCCGCAUACUUCAAAAACCAUCAACUACCAAAAUACAAAAUGGCCGUCAAGAUGAUCAUUUUCGCCGCCUGCGUGGCCACCGCUCUCGCCCAAUACGCCGCACCCGCUUACAAGCCAGCGUACUCAGCGCCCGCUUACUCAGCACCGAAGGCUUACGCCCCGGAACCCGCCUACGCACCCACACCGUACAACUUCGAGUACAGCGUAAACGACCCACACACCUACGAUGUCAAGAGCCAACAAGAGUACAGCGACGGUAACGGAUACGUCAAGGGAUCCUACAGCCUUUUGGAAGCCGACGGUUCCACCCGCACCGUCGAGUACACCGCCGACGACUACAACGGUUUCAACGCCGAAGUCAAGAACUCCGCCCCUGCCUACAAGCCAGCUUACUCUGCACCAGCUUACUCUGCACCAGCCUACUCUGCACCAGCUUACUCUGCACCAGCUUACUCUGCACCAGCUUACGCAGCACCAGCAUACUCUGCCCCAGCCUACAAGCCCGCUUACUCAGCGCCAGCUUACUCAGCACCAAAGGCUUACGCCCCAGAACCCGCCUACGCCCCAGCCCCAUACAGCUUCGAAUACAGCGUAAACGACCCACACACCUACGAUGUCAAGAGCCAAUCCGAAUACGCUGACGGCAACGGUUACGUCAAGGGAUCCUACAGCCUCUUGGAAGCCGAUGGUUCCACCCGUACCGUCGAAUACACCGCUGACGACUACAACGGAUUCAACGCCGUCGUCAAGAACUCCGCCCCAGCUGCCUACAAGCCAGCUUACUCUGCACCAGCAUACUCUGCACCAGCCUACGCUGCACCAGCAUACUCUGCACCAGCCUACGCCGCACCAGCUUACUCUGCACCAGCUUACUCUGCACCAGCCUACUCUGCACCGGCCUACAAGCCAGCAUACAAACCAGCAUACUAAUAACUUAUUUUGUCAUGUGAACCAACUCUUCUUUUCCUCUUUAUUUCAUGUCACUGACAUGAAGUAUUCAUUAUUCACCAACUAUUUAUAUCAUCGU
This is a messenger RNA of Myzus persicae (green peach aphid), 3148 nucleotides long. Its product is annotated as adhesive plaque matrix protein-like. The transcript is spliced from 7 exons. Gene Ontology annotation, cellular component: extracellular matrix. NCBI's taxonomy places the organism in Eukaryota, Metazoa, Arthropoda, Insecta, Hemiptera, Aphididae. Bases 109 to 3051 code for a protein of 980 amino acids. The record is from RefSeq and is a predicted model, not a curated record.